Messenger RNA from Peronospora farinosa, 1569 nucleotides. NCBI's taxonomy places the organism in Eukaryota, Oomycota, Peronosporomycetes, Peronosporales, Peronosporaceae. The record is from the annotation of a GenBank genome assembly.
AUGUACAGUCGGCCUAGUGCCGUGGACUCACGCUUUGGUACGCCCGUGAUCGGUGCGAACUCCUUUCGCUUGAAAUCUGACGAGAAUCGACGUCCUAAUUUCAAUCGAGUUGAAGAUUCAUCAGGGUCUGUAGAUAUUGAUAUGAAGGACGCAUCGGCCACGUCUGGACGGUUCCAUCGUCCAUCACCUGCGCCUUCCACAUCGUCGUCCACGUACGGACAGGACCGACAAGCACUACGUGAAUGUACUACUGGAACCACCUAUCGAUCACCUGCUACCAGCCGAUUGAUGGCGCCAACGGCUUCUUCACUGGCACAUCGAAAGGCGCCACGAUUGGCACCUCGAUCGGCACCUGGGUCAAUACCAUCAUACGCUCGACCGACGGCCAGUAGUGCUACUGGUAGACACCAAGCUUCGAGAAUUCCGUCUGCACCAACGAAAUCGACAUACGGCAGCAGCACAAACAGAGUCCAGUCAGCUACGUCUACUUCAGCAGCAAGACCAGUGUCUCAUCAGUCUUCAUAUGCUGGUACAGGUGCAUCUAACAGAUUGCAGACCAAUUUGGGAUCGCAUCCUCGAUACGCUGCUACUAGGACGCAGCAGCGUGCACCAACUCCACCGCCACAGCAGCGUCUUGUAGAACAUGCAACUUCACCCUCCGCUUCGAUUGAAAUGAUGGACUACGAAGACCAACCGGAACAAGAGCAACGAGUGCUGGAACAACAUAGUCAGGAGCCAAAAGCCUGGAGCUUGGACGAUUUCGAGAUUGGCCGCGAACUGGGAACUGGAAAGUUUGGUCAAGUGUACCUUGCGCGUGAGAAAACCUCGCUUAUGGUUGUGGCGCUAAAAGUGUUAGUGAAGGAUCAACUUAAAGCUGCGGGUGUGGCCCACCAGCUGCGUAAGGAAGUGGAAAUUCACUCGCGCAUUCGGCACGAAAAUAUUCUGCCGCUGUAUGCCACGUUUCAGGAUGCUACACGAGUCUACCUGGUUUUAAAGUAUGCAGGAGGUGGUGAUCUCUUCAAGAAAAUGCGCUCUAUGCCCGGACGGCGAUUUCCUGAACGUCAAGCCAUGCUAUACACCGCUCAGCUUGUCAGCGCAUUGGAGUCGUGCCAUCAUCAGCACGUAAUUCAUCGCGACAUCAAGCCCGAAAAUCUUCUUUUAUCUGAUGAAGGUACAAUCCAGCUUGCCGAUUUUGGCUGGUCAUCCGCCAACGUGACCGCGGCCAAUCGACGUGAUACCUUGUGCGGCACCUUAGACUACUUGUCGCCGGAGAUGAUUCGAGGCGAAAAAUAUGACGAAUCGGUGGAUAUUUGGGCUGUUGGAAUUAUUAUGUACGAGCUCUUGGUGGGCAAGCCUCCAUUUGAAGCACCGGGGCAAAAUGAGACAAUCGAGCUCAUUACCGAAGGUCAGCUACACGUGCCUCCUAUGGUGUCGUUAGCAGCAAAGGAUCUCAUCACACGAAUCCUGCAAAAACUUCCGGAGAGGCGUCUUUCACUGCAGGAGAUUAAGGCCCAUCGCUGGUUCGCUCCCCUUGCCAUCCGUCAACGAUCGUCUAGACGUGGUUUGUAG